GAAUUUUGCUAUCAAUAGCCCUUUGUUGCAAGGCUCUUGUUUCGCUGACCUACCACACAAUUGACUCACCAGAGGCAACUUGAACUUUGCGAAAAAGAUAAUGCUGAAGUGCUAACUUAUAUAUUUUAGUGACAUAAAUCUCUAAUGAUGUGGCACGCUAUUCAAAGGAGUUUUCCUUAACUUUUCUCUACACUUAAUUUUGAACAUCUAUGAGCACUUCAAAAAAUAUUAAAUUAACUAGAGUUUUGAGUUUAUCAUCAUUUACUAAAAAUUUUAUUUCCUAAAAAAAUUUAAAAUAUUACAAUAUGAUAUUAUAAAGAAAAAGAAAUUUCAAUAGAAAAGGAUGUAAAAUUGAGAUUUUUAAUCAUUAAAAACAUAUCCCGUGUUUUUAUCUUGUACAAACGUUUACAAAAGCAGGAAAACUGUUGCGGUUUUUUUGCCCAACCGCUACUUCCUCUGUAUCACGUCAACCCAGUUUUGAAGGAAAACUUAUUACGCGUUGGUAACUGUUAACAAAAAUGUCGCAUCAGGUGGACAGGUCGUCCUUCAUAGGCGGAUUCAGGAGCGAAGGGUUUCCCACGCAGUACGCCGAAAACAAGACAGCGGCCGAAGUGGACGUUCUCGAGGCGGGCUUUAUUUUGGCCUUUGUCAUUCUCGCCGUCGCGUUCCUCAUCAUUUUGCCAGCGGCUCACCGGGCAGGGAAACUCAAUAUCUUUAUCCGCAUUGCCGUGUGUCUUUUAAUUGGUGGAAUUUUGACAACUUUGAACUUUGGCUACCGCUGGGAGGUUGGAUCUAUUCAGUCCAACAUGGCUUACAAAGCUGGGUCUCAUGCCGAGUUGCAUAAAGCCAACAUUGCCGUGCACUUUGGUCUUCGCGGUGUCAAUAUUACCCUGCACGCCGAAGGCAAUCAAAAGCCAGACGAGUUGAAGCACGAAAUCAUCAAUUACAACGAGGAAUUCAGCUGGACUUGGGAUCAAGGGCGCUUUGGUUUUGGACCCUUCGCCGGUCGGCUGCAACGCACUUUUCGGGAGGGCCAACGCAAAGGCCUUCCUUUGCCAAUCCUUUGGGUCGCAGACUAUCUCACUCUGGACGGCGAGGGCUACAGGUUCGGACGUUUUUACCGCACGGCUGGGUGGUACGCGCACAUUGCAAUGUGGUCUGCUUUUCCGUGCUGGUUGCUCACGGUGAUCUUGCUGCACACCUGUGUCCGCUACGGCGCCGCCUUUUUGUCGCUCACUGGCUUUUUCCAAAUCGUGGCCUGCAUCCUCUGGGUGUCCAUUCGCAAUCCUAACCCGCUCGUCAUCCCGUUUGAAAACGCCACCCUCACUACCAAACUUGGCUCUGAUUUCUACUUGGUCGCAAUCAAUGGUGUCUUUUGCCUCAUCCUCGGGGUGGUUAUCUGGAUUUUUGAUCAGAUAUUCACGGAGCAGACAACCCUAUUUUUCGGAAUUGAUCCUUUAACUGAUAAUGUCGAGUUCUACCCUAGUGUUGCUAAGCCAGAGGGUGGUUCGACUGCUAAUGGCUCUGAAUCAACGUCACCAUUAAUGCCGCCCUUUAGUCAGGAGCCUGUGAUUAUGAAGAGAAGGACCACCAUCAGGAAGGUGCAGAAGAAGGCUGAAGGUGCUUUACACAAAUACCGCCGCCCAAUUCCAGUCCCUAGGACGACCGGUGGGACAAUCUAUGAGGAUGACACUCCAAUUUACGGCAAUCAGAGCAAUAUUGAAAUCAACGCUGCUGGUUCUUCUGCGAAUUAUCAUCGCCAGAUUUGACGCAGUUGUCCCAUUCAUUCUAUUUUUAUUGUUUUGCUGUUUAAAUUAACUGACUUGGAAUUGGCUGAAUUAAUUUAAUAUUUUUAAAAUACUACAAUUUGUGUUUAAUUUGCAGUUAUUACUAAAAAGAAGAAAAAAGUUUUAGUUAAAUUUGGAAACUUGGGAAAAUCUUUAAUCAACGUGGGAUGAUUUUUAUAAAUAAUUAAAUUUCAUAAGAAUUUUUUUGAAUUUACUGAAAAUGUUUGAGAGAAUUUCACCAAUGUCAGAGCAUAAUUAAAAAUCCAAAUUUUCAUUUUCAUUUAAAUCUAAUUCUCAACAGCAAUUUUUCUACUUCCAGAAAAAGGAGAAUUCAAAUUAAAUUUAUAUAAUUAGGGCAUACGGAAUGCAACAGAAUUCAGUUCAUGUUGUUUGUUAUACAUAUUUUUACUGAUGUGGAUAAAUAAGUAUAUAAAAAUUUUGUCUUUAAUUUUCACUUGAAUGCCCUUUGACUAUAAGUCACUAUAAGAAAAAAUUAUAGUAUUUUAACAUUGUAAUGCAUUCCAUUAAAUAAAAAAUGCUUUAGCUAAGGAUGGGAUGUGUUGGCUGUAUUAUCAAGUCAUUAAAAUCACAAUU
Messenger RNA from Neocloeon triangulifer, 2381 nucleotides. Its product is annotated as dual oxidase maturation factor 1-like. Lineage: Eukaryota; Metazoa; Arthropoda; Insecta; Ephemeroptera; Baetidae. Gene Ontology annotation, biological process: protein transport. Gene Ontology annotation, cellular component: endoplasmic reticulum membrane. The transcript is spliced from 9 exons. The record is from RefSeq and is a predicted model, not a curated record. The coding region runs from base 519 to 1769 and encodes 416 amino acids.